AUGAGCCGUUGUGGCAACAUUGACUACCUUGGAUUCAGCAACUUCAGAAUUGUUUUGGAUGCACAUGCUAUUACACAUGACACUGCAAAAAAGGAUAAAGAUGGCGAUAGAUGUUUUGCUAAACACAUUUAUGCAAAUCAUGAGUAUCACUAUUUGUGCCAGUGGACAGCCAUGGGUAACUACUGUGCCUUGUACAAAAACAAGCUUGGACAAACUCAGAAACUUUUCAUGUGGAAUACCAAGGACGGCAGUGCUGCAAAGAAAUAUCAAGAACAGCUGAAAGCUCUUGUGAAUAAAACUGAGGAAAGGAGAAACAUUGUUAGUUCUCAUUGUCAAAAAGGGCACUUCAAUGCUUACGGUUUGCGGAAAGGAGCCGCAAGCUAUGCAAGCUCAGGAACCACAUGUGCCCCGUUCCUUUCUUCUAUUGCACACCGUGGUGAUUGGUCAAUGGGCUCGGUCUUUGACAUAUACUGGAGAUUUUUGCCAGUUGGCGAUCAUUACUUGGGCCAGAUACUAUCAGGAAAGGACCCAAUGAAACCAUCAUUCAAGACCUUACCUCCACAUUGGAAAAUGGCAAAUCCGAUGGGCCACCCACUGAUCCGCGAAGUCAUGAACGCCAACUUUGGUCCCAUCUUAAAAACACAUAGUGAAGCGGACUAUGAUCCUACAGGUUUGUUGUUGCGUUGCCUAGCAUGCAUGGUAUGGCAUGCCAAGUCGUUCCAGGAGUACAUUGCCCAUAACCCAAGCAACGAACUUGUCAAGGUUCCAUUCUACAACAUGAGAGGAUCAGAAAUUGACGCAUUGCAACAGCUUAUCACUGUUGAACCAACUCCCGAUGUCAUGACCACUGUUACUGGCGUCCCGCCACACAUUGAAACAACUUGCCAAAUGAAGGCAAUUCAUGACAACUUAAUACAGUUACUUGCACAAACAAGAAUCAGUGAGGACAACCAGAAGCAGCGCGACGAGCAAUUGAAGGCAGACCUUGUUGCGGCUGUUCACCAUGGAAUAGAGCAGAAUGCAAUUUCGAACGGCAACAUUACUGCAAAAGGUAUCAAUGACAUCAUUCAAAAGCACCAAGACGCAACAAAUAAACAACUUACCGAACAUUUGCAAGCAAUGCUUAGGAGCCUGCCUCCUCAGUUCCAAGGUGGUCAGCCAGCUCAGAUUCCGCCACCUGGAAAUCAAGUUCAGCAAGGGGGUGGAUUGUUGCUUCAAAAGCCUGAUCAAGGAAAAUACUUUUACACCGAAAGGUUCUGGUCCGUUCCGGAAGACUUUGAGUUCCCUCCAAAGCCAAACCUUCCCCAAGCGCUUCGAUGCUGGCUCAAGGGUAUAAGGUAUGGCAACAAUUAUGUGAAACCAUUUCGCCAGCUACGACCAAAGGACCUCCCAACCACAGCACUCCAGUCACAGAUGCGAGUUGAAUGGCAGAAAUUUUUCAAGUAUCUCGAGAACAAUGGGUUAGAAAUGCCUAGUAACACGAGCGAAGAAGUGACUGAAGCACAAUUGGAACGUACUACCGAUGAGAUGUGGGACCUUUUGGAAAAAAAGGUUUCCUAUGCAUUCACAAGAAAGAAUGCAAAAAGCCACUGUCUUUCUACUUUCGCAAGGAAGGUAUCGCCGUCAGAAAUUGUUAAGAAUGGAAAUCCGUCAGAUAAAACUUACUUGGAAUCGAGGCAGAAGGCAAAACCUGCCGCACGACAGUAUAAAAAUCGAGUCCGACCGCUGGCUAAAAAUCCAAAGUACCUCAGAAGAGGAAAGCAAAAGACAACAGCAAAUGCAACGAAUCCAGCAAGAUUGCAACAGGCAACAAUUCAUGCAGGAGCGGGUAUCUUGCUUGAGCCGAUAGACCACUCACCUCGUGUCUUGAAUUCGACUCGAUAUUCAAUUGAAGCAAAUGCAGAACAGGAUCGAAUGAUGGAAGAGUAUGGUGUUGGUCGUGGUCCAACUGGGCCUCCAGCUGUUGCCAUCGGACAUCACGACCAAACAUCACCCACAUAUCUUCAAGAACUCAUUGACAGAUUUGGAAUCAGGCAUCCAUAUCCGCCAAUAUCAGUUCCAGGACCACUAGGACCAUGUGCUUGUGCCGGUUGCUCCAAAGAGUUGGAACUUGGGCGACACCGAUGUGCCCGAUGCAACAUCGUCAUUCACAAUAACUGUGCGAUGGAUCGAAAUUGGUACAUGCAAAAGAAUGGUGAGGAAAUGUGUUUUUGUAGUGAUCAGUGCAAAAAGAAUCUUCCCGGUGGAAGAUACUUGUAG
This is a messenger RNA of Cylindrotheca closterium, 2259 nucleotides long. The record is from the annotation of a GenBank genome assembly. NCBI's taxonomy places the organism in Eukaryota, Bacillariophyta, Bacillariophyceae, Bacillariales, Bacillariaceae.